Molecule: messenger RNA, 1203 nt
Organism: Zygosaccharomyces rouxii
Lineage: Eukaryota; Fungi; Ascomycota; Saccharomycetes; Saccharomycetales; Saccharomycetaceae
Product: lysophospholipid acyltransferase family protein
Exons: 1
Coding region: 1-1203 (400 amino acids)
Cellular component (GO): endomembrane system
Molecular function (GO): acyltransferase activity
Source: RefSeq, a predicted model, not a curated record
AUGUCGUUAUCCAGUGGACUAAACAACGGGUUGCGGAAAUGCAAGAUUAUGGUCAGAGUAAUCAUUGCUCUGGUGAUAUUCGUUCAGGCAAGUCUCUGUAUUACCUCUAUGCAAGUUAUAGUUCGAGUCGUCUACCAUAACAACGUUGCUAAACGUCACCAUGGUAUUGAUUUCACUAAGAAGGCAUUUAUCUCAAUGCUAAUAUCCACUUUACAUCUAAUUGCACCAUCAGCAGUCAGAGUCACGACAGAUAAUAAUUCAAUCCCCAAGGGAACUUUCUACAAGGAUUUGAAAAAUGGCAGAAUUGCAUCUCAUUUGAAACGCAAAUCUGUCAUUGUAGCAAAUCAUCAAAUCUAUACGGAUUGGGUGUUCCUAUGGUGGCUAACCUCGACAGCCGACCUAGCUGGUAAAGUUUACAUCAUAUUGAAGAAAUCUUUGGAGUAUAUCCCCAUCUUGGGAUUUGGUAUGAGGAAUUAUAAGUUUAUCUUUAUGUGCAGGAAAUGGGAACAAGAUCGUUUGACCCUGCACAAUUCUCUGGGGGUUAUUGAUGCUAAUUCAAGAGGUGUUGGCCCCAUUUCUGGUAGAUCCCCAGUCAGAGAGGAUGCCGAUGGAGAGAUCUUUUGGGAUACAACAAGUACAAAUGCACGCCAAGAAAGUUGGCCUUACUGCUUGAUUCUUUUCCCCGAAGGUACUAACUUGAGUCCCAUAACCAGACAAAGAUCCUUUAACUAUGCAAAUAAGAUUGGUAAGACACCUUUUGAAAAUGUUUUAUUGCCACACGCCACUGGUGCAAGACAUUCCCUAUUGAAACUAAGACCAAGCUUGGAUGUAGUUUAUGACAUUACUAUUGGCUACUCUGGUGUUAAGAAGGGGGAAUAUGGUGAAGCUCUUUACACGUUGAAUAAUGUCGUUUUUAAGGGUGAAAGUCCAAAAUUGGUAGAUAUGCAUAUCAAGGCAUACCAUAUAAAUGAAAUUCCAAUUGAUGAUGAACAACAAUUUUCGGAUUGGCUUUACGACCUUUGGGCUGAAAAGGAUAGAUUGAUGAAUGUUUAUUAUGAAAAGGGCACAUUUGACUUGGACCCUGAUCCAGAUCAUACAAUUACUGGCGAAUUUAAAAUCUCUGCCUACCCAUUCUUUUCCUGUGUGGUCUUCAUCAAUUCCCUCGUAUGCUUACCAUUUUUAAUCUGGUACCUCUUGCGCUAA